Molecule: messenger RNA, 729 nt
Organism: Arachis duranensis
Lineage: Eukaryota; Viridiplantae; Streptophyta; Magnoliopsida; Fabales; Fabaceae
Exons: 1
Coding region: 1-729 (242 amino acids)
Source: RefSeq, a predicted model, not a curated record
AUGACGGACCGGUCAGCAACGCCUUCGACCAAUCCAACCAAUGCCGAACUAUUAGCUGCGAAUGCCACCUUGCUUGCGAAAAACCAGCGAAUGGCCGAGCUGUUGGAGGCCAUGCAGAACAACGACGAACAGAAAACCAACAAGAAAGUAAAUACUGACCAACAUGAGGAGCACCAGUCGGAAUCAAACGCAAAGACGGGGGAAACCAACUCCAAAGCAACAAGACGACGAACAAACCCCUUUUCAGAAGAAAUAAUGAGCUUUAAAAUGCCCAAAGGCUUUACACUCCCAAUGACUCUAACGCCGUACAAGGGGAUCGGAGAUCCUAAAAUCCAUGUUACAAAAUUUGAAUCAAUGAUGUUUCUCAAUAGUGACUCCGAUCCCAUCUUGUGCCGAUAUUUUCCUACCUUUUUAUAUGGAGCUGCUUUAUUAUGGUUUUCUAACUUGCCUGCAGGAUCAAUAACAAGCUUUGACGAGUUUGCCAAAUUGUUCAUAAACUACUUCGCAGCAUCUAAAAUCUACGUACGAGACUCGGAUUACCUCAGCACAAUCAAACAAGAACAACACAAAAGCUUAAAGGAGUACAUGAUGCGAUUCACAGAAGCUGCUAUGCAAAUCCCCGACCUUAACCCUGAAGUACAGCUGCACGCCAUCAAAAGCGGUCUCCGCCCCAAAAAAAUUCAGGAGGCAAUUGCAGUGGCAAGACUGAAGACCCUGGAAGAAUUCUGA